AUGGCUUCCCCGACGUUGUACAACUUGCACCAUGCCCAGACAUUCCCAGCUGUGGCACCACAUGUGAGCGUGCAGCCCGACCUGUCCCCGUGUCGCCUACAGACCCGGCACUUAGCCGUCGCAGGAUGGCCAGGUGACUUCUCACCCACCAGAGCAAAUGCGUAUGCAACGCCGCGAUUCAGGGCAGAGGUCGCACAACCGUUGAGGCCGCCAAGUUUGAUGCCGACCGGGCCGGAUGCCAUGAAAGACGGUGUCUUCGAGGUGCCCGGCUUCUGUGAAACGUCGGAACAACGGGGCUGCUUUUUCUUCGGGGUGCGCUGUGCGAGCAGGCUCCCGCGCUGGGAUGGCAGUUGA
Molecule: messenger RNA, 354 nt
Organism: Cladocopium goreaui
Lineage: Eukaryota; Dinophyceae; Suessiales; Symbiodiniaceae
Source: the annotation of a GenBank genome assembly